Molecule: messenger RNA, 1720 nt
Organism: Pisolithus orientalis
Lineage: Eukaryota; Fungi; Basidiomycota; Agaricomycetes; Boletales; Pisolithaceae
Exons: 10
Coding region: 1-1320 (439 amino acids)
Biological process (GO): regulation of transcription by RNA polymerase II
Cellular component (GO): nucleus
Molecular function (GO): zinc ion binding; DNA-binding transcription activator activity, RNA polymerase II-specific; RNA polymerase II cis-regulatory region sequence-specific DNA binding
Source: RefSeq, a predicted model, not a curated record
AUGUCGGUCACAGGUCACACCGGGGGGGUUAAUUGGCAGUCGUCCCUUGAUGGGAUUGUCCAAAAGAGGAAGCUCAAAGGCGAGAUCAUGGACCUCGACUUCACCGUCGACACAGACCACCGCAAGCGCAGGCGAAACCGCACCACACAGUCCUGCCUCAACUGCCACACAUCAAAACGCAAGUGUGACAGAAAACGCCCAUGCCAGCGUUGCAUACAGCUCGGCCUCACGGGCCUUUGCGUGUACGAGAUAGACGAUCCUGCGUUGAGGGACGACCCUACUAUAGAUGAAGCUACACGUCUUCGCAAUAGAAUCGCUGAGCUCGAGAGUCUCGUGCGCGAGUUGCGUGGCAAACCCCAUCCACGUUGGGCUGACGCCUCGGCAGGCGAUCCAUCAGAGAGAUGGCACUCCCGUGCAGCCAAAAACGGCCUUCAGCUUCGCCGUGCACGUGCAUCUUCGGGUCUUUUGCCUGCUGACAACAACGGUAUCAAUGGCCAACAAGUGAAGCCAGAACCCCUUCCAGCAGAGAUAUCCCAGCCUCAUCUGUACAGAUUUACACCUUCCCCUCCUGCUCCGACCGCGUAUAACGCCACGGGGUUCUCCCCCUCAUCGUCGUCAAGUCUUUAUCAUCCACAUUCAAGUUAUCACCAACAGCAUGGGACAUCGUAUGAUAAUGGGUUGUGCCACCAUCACCAGUCACAGCAGCAGCAUCACCAGCACCAACAACAGUUCUGUUGUUCCUGCCGCACGAGUCCCUCGCUGAAUGCUUUAGCUGCUUUGGGUCACCAUCAUCCUCAUUCCUCUCACCAGCGCCAUCCGGGUCAGCACGGUGAUCCUGACGGCAGUGGAUGUUUACUGUUCAAGAGGCUAUCCGAAUUGAAAUCAACAGUCAGCGCAACGGCUCCGGCUUCGGGUAUCCCGACCAAUUCAAGUUCGGGGGCACGAGGAUCAACAUCAGGCGCAGGGUCACCUUACGGUUCUCCCCCAUACGGUACACUGCCUACGCCUACGGAUAGCGAAAUACAUUCACCGGCUUGUGGCACUCCUUUCCACGUUUCCGGCUCGGUUUCCGCCUCAGGGUCUUCACCGUCGUCACCUUCCUCAGGGUCAUCUUCCGUUGGCGGGGCCAACGGUGGGCAACAAAACACGGGCCCACCUAUUGGCGUCGAAUGGGGGAAUUACAAUUCUUAUUUCCCUUUGCAAGUCUCUUCUGGGAUGUCGGGCGUCAGCGUCAACAUGGGUGUUGGCGUCGGCGUGGGUAUGGGUGUUGGUGUUGGAGGAGAUGGCGGAGGGAUGUAUGGCGGGAUUAUCGCCACGUAGCAGGGAGCACCUAGCGGGAUGUUGUUCAAGUGCCAUUUCACUUCCUACCUCGACUACGAUUCUUCAAGGCCCCUGCGAUACCCGCGCCAGUAUUCCGAUGGUACACACGUGUAUAUACGACGUGAUACGACCCCAUGAUGCGAGGGGGGAUUGAUGACCGUGAUGUGUGGACGUUCCUGCUACUGGAUUGUAAGCUCCACCUUCUAGCCUGCGGAAGGAAGCAGACGUGUACGCAUAUGGACUUUCUUAAUAGAUGCGCCUUUAUCCGCUUUGUUUCUAAUUUUCUGUAACUCAAGUCGUGAUAUACACCUAACAAUUUACUUGGCUGUAUGAGUAGAGACAUAGAAUGAUUGACUCUGGGCACCCUGCUGCUGAUUUUCUUAAUUUAAAAAAUUUCCAC